This is a messenger RNA of Prorocentrum cordatum, 2235 nucleotides long. Lineage: Eukaryota; Dinophyceae; Prorocentrales; Prorocentraceae. The record is from the annotation of a GenBank genome assembly.
GCGCGGAGCCGACAAGCCUUCCUUCCCUCUGCCGACCCGGCUUCGGGCGUUGCCCUGUGGCUGGCCUACGUUCGCGACGUGGCCCUGGCUGGCCCUGGGCAGCGCUGCUGCGUGCCGGCGCAUCUCCGAACGCCGACGACAACGGCGGCGAGGGCGGCGACGACGACCGUCCGCGCAGCCACUUGGCUCACGGUCCCCUGGCACUCCCGCGUCGGGGGCGCCGCCUCGCCUCCCCGGCCUCCUCCUCCACCUCUUCCUCCCUCUCGUCUCCCAGCCACCGCCGAGUGCGAUGGCCGAUGGCGCCGCGACGGGGGCCGCUGAGGCCAGGAUGGCGAUGGUCGGGCUGGUCCCGAACGUCGGCGACGGCUCGGCGGCCGCCGCGGCGAGCCAGGGCAUCGAGAGCGGGACCCCGACCUGCAGCAACAAGUCCGUCCAGGCGACGCUGCGUGUGCUGGUGGUCACGACGCUGCUCGCCGCCUUCUACACACUGUGGUUUGUUGGCGAGCUGCUGCUGACCAAGAAGUGGCGAUCCACCGAGAACGAUGUCGAGGGUGUGUGGAGUGGGAUCAACACCCUCCUUGUCGACCUCAUCGUGCCAGCCUGCGGGUACUAUGGCGCCCUCUACGGCAAUCGCCACCUUACCUGCUGCUUCUGCACCUGCACGCUGAUGCUCUCCACCUUAGCGAUCUCCAUGGUCGUGCUCAAGCUGCUUGCCAACCUGCACAGCAUCCGGUGGCAGGAGUUCGGCGAGGACGACUGCAAGAAAGCCUUCGGCACGCUGUUAGACUUGUGUGCCUUCUGGUUUGCCGCCCACCUUUAUUCCCAGAUGCCCAGCAACCGCCCGACCUUCCUCACGCCGCUGGUGGGACAGGUGGUCCAUAUCGAGCGGGGCGUCAGCCCAGCGCCCGCCAGCCACGGUGCUAGCACCAGGAGUGAUCCCGAGGAGGCCGUUGGAGCUGCCGGCGCCAGCCCUGGCGCUGCCACCAGGCCGUCGCUUCCAGGAAGGCCGCCUUCGUGGACGGCUGCCGCCGUCGGCGCUGGUGCCGCCACUGCCAGACCUGGUGCUGCCUCUACGCCCCGCUAGUGAGGAGGAAGAGGACAUGUCCACACCGCAGCGGCUGAGCGGCGACGUCCACCGAGCGCUCUCGGCGGCGUGCCCGACCUGCUGAGCAGGCUGCUUCCACAGAAGGCGCCUGUGCACAACCGUGCCUGGCCAGCGCCAUCCUUGGGCUCCAGGACAGUGCAGGGACCCUCGUGGCCUCGGGCCCGGGAUGGCCAGGCAAGCGCGGUGCCGGUGUAUAGGCGGCUUCUGCGCACGGCUUGCUGCCAGCGCGCCCGCCGAGCCGGAGCGGCGGGCGCGCGCGCCGCCGCCGCCGCCGCCGAGUCAGCUCCGCGCGCUCAGCCCGUCGCGAGUGUUGGCCCGGUUCGGUUUGGUCUCGCAUAGGAUGGGGGGCCAUGGCGCUGCUGGGACCAACCUUUGUCUUGACCCUCGUGGCCGCGAACUGCUUCGGAACAGCCGGCUCCACUCUGCCAUUCGCUCGUGGCAGCUCGGAUCAUGUCCGCUUCCAGCCCGGGCAGUCCAGAUCUCCAGGCGUCCUGAAAAGAAGAGGCCGCAUAUACGCGGACUCUCGUUUCAACUCUGGCGCCCGGGAGCCGCUGCUCUCGAGCCCGCCUGCGGCGAGCACCUGUGUGACUAGAGGCUCCGUGGCCCACGUCGUGUCCAAGAAGCCACGAAGUCUGAGGUCUGGGUGUCUUGGGAGAGCGGGAGAGGUGGAUUAAUGCUUGAGCUCCAUGCAGGGAAAGUGCCCCGCAUCUCCAGUAAUGACAGGGUGGUUGGAUGGGGAUGAUGGUAGCAAGGUAUGCUCUCAUCCUGCUGCGCCUUAUCCCCCAGGUGCUUGUUACAGGUAUCCUUCCUUACAUCUUCACGGAACUUGGUGUUUGUGCCAGGCUUUCAGCUUUUUGUCGUCCGUGGGCGCCCUUGGUGCAGCACGGUGGGAUCUCUCGGCGCAUCAUGAUGCUUGGGGUGAUGUCGACUACGUAGGAGCACCACCAGCUGUACGCCGAGCUUGCUCUGCCACAUCCCGAGGAACAUCAAGCUCUGAGGGCCUCCCCGGCCGCGCCCGGUCGUCUUCUCCUGUUCCUCCUGCCUCUCCUUCCCCUGCCUGUGCCUCAAAUUGCUUCGCUUAUGUCCUGUGGUAGCCUGGCCGCAGCUCAGACCCGAGACGCCGCCAAUCA